Molecule: messenger RNA, 897 nt
Organism: Amborella trichopoda
Lineage: Eukaryota; Viridiplantae; Streptophyta; Magnoliopsida; Amborellales; Amborellaceae
Gene: PNSL4
Product: FK506-binding protein 16-2
Cellular component (GO): chloroplast
Molecular function (GO): peptidyl-prolyl cis-trans isomerase activity
Source: RefSeq, a predicted model, not a curated record
AUACCGCACUGGGCGGGGCUGGGCCAGGCCACCCUCCCCAUUGCCACCCCUGCAAAUGCAAAACCAUAUCUCUUGGUUCACAAUUUAAACCCAAAUGCAAUCCAUAUCUUCCGUAUCCAUACAAGUACUCUGCAACUCCCACCAAUGGCUGCCUCUACAAUUUUUGCAGCCUCAAAACCCAUCAAUCUCCACCAACCAAUAGGCCCCAAAACCACUUUUCUCUCUCUAAAACCCAAUUCAAUUUCAGAAAACGUCUCAGCCCCUUCUAAUCAUAGAGCCCCAUCUUUGAAUCUCUCUUUAGAGGAUGUUUCCUCAACUAGAAAGCAGUUUUUAAAUGUGGGUUUCGGUCUUUUAGGCGCGUUAUUUGCAUUGCCAUUAGAGGAGGCUAGAGCUACAAGAGUUGAGUAUUAUGCUACAGUGGAGGAGCCUUCUUGUGACCUGAAUUAUGUCAAGUCUGGACUUGGGUACUGCGAUAUUUCGGUCGGCAAUGGUGUUGAAGCUCCUCUGGGCGAACUUAUAAAUAUUCACUACACUGCAAGGUUCAUGGAUGGAACAGUCUUUGACAGCAGCUAUAAACGAGGAAGACCACUCACAAUGCGUAUUGGUGCUGGAAAGGUCAUCCCUGGAUUGGAUCAAGGGAUUAUGGGUGGAGAUGGGGUCCCUCCAAUGCAUGCAGGUGGAAAACGCAAGCUUCUGAUACCUCCAGAAUUAGCAUAUGGCCCUGAACCAGCCGGAUGCUUUUCAGGUGAUUGUAACAUCCCGGCGAAUGCGACGCUUUUGUAUGACAUUCUCUUUGUUGCAGUUUACAAGUGAUCCAAACGGCAAUUUGUAAAGCCAAUGUAUCAAAAUGUAUCUAAAUAAUUCAUUUAAAUGUGAGUGAAGAAUUUUGAAACCAAA